UUCUUAUUGACAUAAAAUGUAAUUGUAAAUUACUCAGCAAUUUUAAAAUAAAUUUGUCAUUGAAUCAAAUGAUCGAUUGCGGCAUUAAAUCGUUACAACGAUAAGUAUUGGUCAUUUCAUUUUCGCAAAAUUACUUUAGUUCAUUUUAAACAUCUAGCUUAUCGUAGUAUAUUAGCUCAAUUUAAACUAAUGAAUAUGGGAAUUGCAAGAUUUAAAACUUCCAAACAAUGCCGGUACAAGCAAAUCCCAGCCAAUCCAAUACGAUUAAUAUUUGAAAUAUUGUUGUGCAUUUUACUUAUAAUACCGGCUGUUGUAUGGGCAACAAUAAAAUUAUUUUAUAAAUCUCCACGAAAAAACAUCAGAGGACAGGUUGUUUUGGUUACCGGGGCCGCACGAGGACUGGGCCGGGAGCUUUGCCUAAGGUUCCACUCGCUGGGCGCCAAAGUUGCUUGCGUUGACAUCGACGGCGAAGGAUGCGCCGAGACGGCAAAGGCGAUCAACCGAAAAGGCGGGGCUGCAAAGGGUUACAAAGUCGACGUGACCGACCGGCUGCAAAUCAAAGCUAUGCACGAGACCGUUAUGAAAGAACUAGGCCCCGUGGACAUAGUGGUGAACAACGCGGGCAUUGUAUUGGCCCACAUGUACGUCAAUCCCGAAUCCGAUCAGCUUAUCGAGGACCUGAUCAACGUCAAUAUCCUUGGACAAAUUUGGAUCAAUAGAGAAUUACUGCCCUCGAUGUUGAAAAGAAAUCACGGACAAAUUGUCGCUAUAUCGUCUAUGUCAUCGAUGAGUGGAUUGUCUGGAAUAUCAACUUAUACAGCCACCAAAUGGGCAACAAAUGGUAUGAUGGAGAGUUUGCAUAAUGAACUAAGAGAAUUGAAAUCGGCCGUCGUGUCGACAACGGUCUGCCCGUAUUUUAUAGAGACUAAUCCAGAAAUAUCUAAACAUUUAGAGCUCAGAUUACCAGAAAUGCCCACAUCUUUUGUUGGCGAAAUCGUCAUGAAUGGUAUACUAGAAAAUCGAAGAAUUUUUUCAGUUCCCAAUCACUUUAUAUUGCCCGUUAAACUUGUAAGAACACUACCCGAUAACUUACAGUGGUUAAUCAACAGAAUAUUUUAUGUGAAUAUCAUUGGCUUCCCAAAAGAUGUAGAAUUGAUGAACAGAUAUCGGCAAUAAAAAUGUAAAAAUGUUGAAGAAAACUGAUAGAUAAUAAUAAAUAUAUUUGUGUUAUAUGUGGUGAGAAAAACAUUCAACAUUCAACAAAAAAGACAUUUUUCACAAAAUAAAGAUACCAUUAAAGGAACAGAGAGUAUUUACGGGAGUAAUAUGGAGGAGAUGGAUCCAAAGAUCCUCGUUUGACCUUUUUUUUCAUAAUUUUUGUACCAUAUACGUAAGUCGUAGGUACCUAUUAUUUGAAACAACAUUAUAUUUAUAAUACUAAAUGGAUUGACCUUUAAAGACGCCUCUAUAGAACAUAUAAUAUUAUUCUUGAAACUUGUUUUGAAUUCUAUUAUAUUAAGUUUAUAUUUUUUACCAUAUAAGGCUUAUUAUUUAAAUUUAUAUUAAUUAUGUAAAUGAAUAUUUUUUUCAAAACAAUAAUAAAAUAUAUUAUUAUCA
Molecule: messenger RNA, 1617 nt
Organism: Aphis gossypii (cotton aphid)
Lineage: Eukaryota; Metazoa; Arthropoda; Insecta; Hemiptera; Aphididae
Product: 17-beta-hydroxysteroid dehydrogenase 13-like
Exons: 6
Coding region: 190-1176 (328 amino acids)
Cellular component (GO): lipid droplet
Molecular function (GO): oxidoreductase activity, acting on the CH-OH group of donors, NAD or NADP as acceptor
Source: RefSeq, a predicted model, not a curated record